CAGUUACUGAAGGCAGCUGCGUGACGUCGACUUAUGUUUCUUGGAGGGAUGAACAGUUUUCAUUCCCCGCCUUCGCUUUCUUACGUUAUCCUAGCUAAGACCAAGUGAUGCCUUUGGAGACUGUGUUUUGAUAGCAUUUGUUGAAAUAUCUACGCUCACUUGUUUGAUUCAGGUUACUGAGUUGUUAUUGUAAAAUCGUAAAUUCAACCCUGUCACGUCAGGAUUGCUAACGUUAGCUAAGGAAGUAAUCCCCCUGGUUUGACCUCAGACUGAAAGUUUAACGAAGAUAAGUUCGAUGGAGGGUUCAUUGGUAAAAGACAACCCGUUACUUUUACCUCUCAACAAUGAGAAAACCGUCUAUGACGGAUUUGUCACUGUCCAGGAACGAGACUUCAGAAUGAGAAUACUGCUACCACCAGAUCAUCAACUCAAACGGGCCAAGCUUCACUGCAGUUGGCAGUUAAAACACCUGUUGCAUGGAUAUGAGCACAUAGUGAAGCAGAGGCUGCGGCAGUCUGCCGAUCUUGUCAGUUUCAUGCUGGAGCUGAAGACCGUCUUGGAAGUGGGUCUGAAGAGCCGUCCUGAGUGCAGCUCCAUCCCACCUCCACAGUAUUACUCGCAGCUCAUCUCUGAGAUGGAGACUCUCGGGUGGGACAAGCUGCUUUUCAUAGACACAGAGUUCCGAACGUUGAGACUGAAGGCACAGGACUCCUCUGGAAGGCAGCACAUUCUCACUGUUAAACUCAAGUCUAAGCAUGCUGGAAAAGCUCCUGAAUGCUCAGCUGACCUCCCAGUCCCUCUGGCCAUAACAUGGACACCACAGAGUACUCUGGAGCAGCUCCACAACCAGUUUCUACAGGUUCUGGAGUCCCUGACAGAGUUCUGGGACGUCCUGGAUGAGAUUGACCGCAACACCUGGAUUCUGGAGCCAGAAAAACCCAGCCGGUCCAACACCAUGAGACGGAUCGCCAUCGGAAACAACAUAUCCAUCAAAGUGGAGGUAGAUCCCAGACACCCUAAGAUGCUGCCAGAGUGCUGCCUGCUGGGAGCUGAGCAUGUGGUGACUCUGCUGAGGAAUAAGCUGAACGCCAAUAUGCACUCAUGGAACCCGGAUUCCAGCGUCUUUCACAACCUCCGGGAUGUUUUGGAGAUCGAAUUCCCGUCACCUGCCACCCACGGAAAAUCUGGUCUCAGUGUUGAGUGUGGGAUUUGUUACUCCUAUCGUCUUGAAGCUGCGAUCCCUGAUCAGGUGUGUAACAACCCUCACUGUGGCCAACCCUUCCACCAGGCCUGUUUGCAUGAGUGGCUGCGAGCGUUGCCCUCCAGUAGGCAGAGCUUCAGCAUUGUUUUUGGAGAGUGUCCUUACUGCAGUAAGCCUAUUACUGUGAAAAUGUCAGCCCAGAAGUCCUGAGAAGUGGCGUUGUGUCCCGGCUCCAUCUCGACUUUAGGGAAUAGCUUAGGGAGACAGAACCUUUAUCUGCUGAAAAUAAGAGUUUUCUUAAUCAAAAGGGUUUGCAU
This is a messenger RNA of Lates calcarifer (barramundi perch), 1518 nucleotides long. RefSeq names its product FA complementation group L (gene fancl). Gene Ontology annotation, biological process: interstrand cross-link repair; protein monoubiquitination. Gene Ontology annotation, molecular function: ubiquitin protein ligase activity. The transcript is spliced from 15 exons. The record is from RefSeq and is a predicted model, not a curated record. Gene Ontology annotation, cellular component: Fanconi anaemia nuclear complex; nucleus. Bases 296 to 1411 code for a protein of 371 amino acids. NCBI's taxonomy places the organism in Eukaryota, Metazoa, Chordata, Actinopteri, Centropomidae.